AUUACCUUUCUGCGUUGUUGUCCCUCCCUUUAACAUUUCCAACAUUCAAUCCUAAAACCCCGUUUGGUAGGAAAUGUCUGAAAUCACCGCUCUAAAUCAGAUAAAGCAAGAUACACAGCUUCUUAAAUCCUCUCUCAAGACAUUAAAAGAAGAUUGCUCGCAAUUCUUCUCUGAAUUUGAAAGAUCUCUAAAUGAAAUCAAGAAUGUAUUGAAUACACAAAUAAGUGAACCACAGCCCACUGCUAUGAAAAGGAAACUUUGUUCAGAUGUUGAUUAUAAUUCAGAUAAUUUCAAGAGUAUUGGAAUCUUUAGGAGUUGUUUUUUAACCAAAAACGGUACCCCCAGGCAGCCAGGAAUCUGUCCUUAUGCCCGUGGAACACUGACUAUAAAUUGUUUUAACAAUCCUGAACAUUCUUUGGACAGUUUAUCCCAGUUUUCUCACGUCUGGUUGUUAUUUCUGUUUCAUGACAAUGGGAUCUAUGUUGCAAAAGCUAAAAUCUCCCCACCUCGGCUAAAUGGUACAAAAGUUGGAGUUUUUGCCAGCAGAUCUCCUCACAGACCCAACAAUAUUGGUAUGAGUUUGGUUAAACUUGACAGUAUAUCUGGUGGGACCAUGUUUUUGUCAGGGGUUGAUCUUAUUGAUGGCACCCCUGUUCUGGACGUCAAGCCUUACAUUUCAGUAUACGAUACACCCUCCGUACCGUCGACUUCAGCACCCUGGAUCAACAAUAUUCCAACAAUAGAUAAAACUGUCAUCUUCUCACACCAUGCAGAUUGUGUCUUGGCAAUGUUGAAAUAUGCUCCGGAUGGAAAUAAGAUAUUGUCAAAUCGAAGUGUUAAAAAAAGUGACUGUUUGAGAUUCUUCAGAAGUGCGGAUGAAUUAAAGCAGAGUAUCAUUGAUAUUAUCUCCGCUGAUCCACGGUCAGUGUUCAGAAAGAAGCAGGGUGACACUAUCUUCUGUUUUCCGGUUGAUUCAGUUGAUGUCAAGGUUGAGGUUAAGGGUGAAGAGGUUCAUGUAUUAGAUAUCAGUCAAACUGAUUACGUAAGAAGUUUAUUAAAGAACGUGAGUACUUGAGAAUUAAAGUCUUGAUGUUUAGAAUCCAUAAAGCUUACUGUACUGUGUAAGGGGAAUAUAUUUGGCGCGUGUCG
Messenger RNA from Bolinopsis microptera, 1149 nucleotides. Its product is annotated as tRNA (adenine(37)-N6)-methyltransferase-like. The coding region runs from base 74 to 1075 and encodes 333 amino acids. The record is from RefSeq and is a predicted model, not a curated record. The transcript has 2 exons. Lineage: Eukaryota; Metazoa; Ctenophora; Tentaculata; Lobata; Bolinopsidae.